CCCCGCCCUGUCUCGGCACUCAGCAGACGCGCCUGGGCAAGAUGGCGGCGCCCAUGGUGGCGUGUCGGUGAGCGCGGGCUAUGCUGGCGCUGCUGGGCCGCGGCCUGUCCGGGCCGGCCCGCGCCGGGGCCGCCGUGCUGGGCAAGGCAGAGCUCGCCUGCAAUCCUGUGCUCCAGGCAGCCAGGGGCUAUGCCAGACCUGUGACAAAGAAGAAGAAAGACACCCCCAGCCAUCUGGAUGACCUUUCUCCCAGCAUGCUGAAGAAGGAUUAUGCCAAUCUCCCAAUAAUGAACAGUGUGGAUGAUGUAGUGAAACGGCUGCUGUCCCUGGAAAUGGCAAGUCAGAAAGAGAAGAUGAAGGUAAAGAUACAGCAGCUGGUGGAGAAGGUCAGGAGGUCUCCCAAUGACAAUGGCUCCUUUGAGGUGCAAGUUGCUAUUUUGACUGCCAGGAUACGCACACUCGAGGAGCACCUCCAGAGGCAUCCCAAGGACAAAAGUAACCGCCGGUUCAUGCUGAUGGACCUAGACCGGCGGAGGAAGAUGCUGGGGUACCUGCGCCGGGUCAACUACGGCACCUUUGAGAACACCUGCAAACAGCUUGGCAUCCAGUACAGCCCCCCCCAGCCCUACACCCGCCACGUCACCAAGCGCUGGCUGGUCAAGAAGGCUUUAUGCAUCAAGGUGUACCAGGAGAAGCAGAAGCUGAAAGCAGCUGAGAGACGGAAGCAGAGGAGAGAGAGGCAGGCAAGAGUAAGGACUGCACGGGAACAGCAGGAGAAGCAGGUGCAGGAGAAGCAGACACAGGAGGGGACGCCUGUGUAGUGGCACAGCCAGGCUGACAAUAAACACCUGCCCAAAGACCUCAA
This is a messenger RNA of Poecile atricapillus (Black-capped chickadee), 865 nucleotides long. It is a transcript of the gene MRPS15, whose product is annotated as mitochondrial ribosomal protein S15. Gene Ontology annotation, biological process: translation. The record is from RefSeq and is a predicted model, not a curated record. Bases 81 to 821 code for a protein of 246 amino acids. Lineage: Eukaryota; Metazoa; Chordata; Aves; Passeriformes; Paridae. Gene Ontology annotation, cellular component: ribosome. The transcript has 8 exons. Gene Ontology annotation, molecular function: structural constituent of ribosome.